ACCUGGGGAAACUGAUCUGCGGUACGCACCUGUUCAUCACGAUGAAGCUGAUCCUCUCUCUGACUCUCAUCUGGGCGCUCUCCAGCACAGCUGGAGCACUCGUGUGUCAAACCUGCUCAAAUCUACAGUGCUCAAGCACAGUCCCAUUCACAUGUACCUCGGAGACGAUGUGUGUCACGGCUUCCGCUCUAGUCAAUGUGUCUGGAACCGCAGUGCAGCAAAUCAUCAAGGCAUGUGCAUCAUCCGUCCUGUGUCCAGCUGCAGGCAACCAGACAUUUUCAGAGACCACAGGUUUUUCAAGUACAGUUAUAUCUGCUCUGUGCUGCAGCACAGAUAACUGCAACUCAGACACUCUACCUUUCCCAGCUGUUCCGUCAAAUAACAGCCUACAGUGUUUCACCUGUGACUCACCCUUUGCCACUGAAUGCACCACUCGAAUAAAUUGUAGGGGAGUGGAGGACCGCUGCUUUCAAACGACUGUAAUGGUUGGGUCCAACAGUACUUCAGUCUUUGGCUGUGCAUCUCGGAAUGCGUGUGCUGCUGCUGCCAACCUGGAAAACCUCCUUGCGAUGCAAAACAUCGCUAACAUCACCAGUGAAACAAACUGCUGUACGACCAACUUGUGUAAUUCUGUGACAACAGUAACUGCCAGUAGUGGCAUGAUCCAUCUGCUGCUGGGACUCCUUGUCUUUACUUUCUAUUAGAACAUAGAAAAAAAUGGACAAAGCACCUUUGAAGCCACCAGGACUCUGAAAAAACUUUUUGAAGUCUGGACUUGGGUUUGCUGCUCACUGCUGUCUUUAGUUGGCAGUUACAGGAGCCAGAGAAUCCAAAUUUAGGAAAAAGGGGAUGGAGUCUGGGCGAAGCUGAGGUGGGGUAAGAAGGCACAGAUGUAUUAGAUAUGUGACCACACCACGGAGGGAAAAUAAUUAUAAACUGUACUAAUAUCAAGGUUGUAGGUUUGGUUUCGUCUUUGGAUGAGACACUUUUUAUCAGAUUGUCACUUGUUCUUUAUCUCUUUACUUUAAUUCAUAUGCACACAUAUGCACAUGCAAUUAAACAUGUGUUUGCUGAUAUAACUUGCUUAAAACUGAACUUGUAUAAUGAUUCUUUGUAUGAUUUUAAACAGAUAUAUUGUCUAGAAACUAACCAUAAUCUUGAUGUGAUUGAUUUUCAAGGAAAUGUUACAAGACAAUAAAUGUGUGAAACCCUGAA
This is a messenger RNA of Seriola dumerili (greater amberjack), 1215 nucleotides long. Its product is annotated as phospholipase A2 inhibitor and Ly6/PLAUR domain-containing protein-like. Lineage: Eukaryota; Metazoa; Chordata; Actinopteri; Carangiformes; Carangidae. The transcript is spliced from 5 exons. The record is from RefSeq and is a predicted model, not a curated record. The coding region runs from base 42 to 704 and encodes 220 amino acids.